CUGUACCUUCCGUUUCUGUGGUGGACCAAUCUUGACUCCCUAUAUAGUCUCUGCUGCUUUAGCAGUACAGGUUGCUGUAUCUUAAACACUGCAAGUUUUAGAAACUUUGGACAUGAAUUUUAAGUGUUUUUGAUUCUCUGGUGAUGUUGAAGAGGCAACUUCCGGAGGAGGAUAAGGAGGGUGGUUCCGGAUUUUCGGCUCGAGGAUCAAGAAGAAGGCCUAACAUUAAUUAUUUGAGAAAUGUGACCGGAGGGCUGUUGCCGGAUGAAUUUGCAUCUUUCCUCGAGCCUCUCUUUCGGAAAGUGCAGGUUAGUGAGGAAGUGGAACGUGCAAUCUCACGCUUUCUUGAUCCAUCGUUGAGAGCGCCAUCUAUUGCCGUUGGAACUUCUGAAGAAAGCAGUCUGCGACUGCAAUUUGUUACCAAAUUACCGGCAACCAUCUUCACUAGCAGUCAGAUAGAAGCCGAGGAUGGUACUCCCCUCAGGAUCGAACUAGUCGAUGGCAUGACCAAUGAGAGGGUUACAAGUGGCCCUCUAUCUUCGAUAAAGCUCGAAAUUGUCGUCCUUAACGGCGAUUUUGAGUCAGAUGAGUUAGAGGAUUGGACCGAGAAGGAAUUCAAUCGCAAUAUCAUUCGUGAAAGGGAAGGGAAAAGGCCAUUGAUAACUGGGGAGCUGACUGUGAUCUUGCAAGGAGGAAGUGGUUGCCUCCGUAAUUUAAUCAUCACCGACAACUCGAGCUGGAUGAGAAGUCGGAAAUUCAGGUUAGGAGCUCGAGCUGUUCAAAAGGUUUCUACAGAAAUAAGAAUAAGGGAAGCGAGUAGUGAAACUUUUGUUGUUAAAGAUCAUCGCGGAGAGUUGAACAAGAAGCACCACCCUCCAUUUCUGUGUGAUGAAGUGUGGCGUUUAGAGAAAGUAGCCAAAGAUGGCGCUUUACAGAAGCGAAUGACUUCAAGAGGAAUCAACACUGUUCAAGAUUUCCUCCAGCUAUACGAAGCCGAUGCGUCCUCUCUAAGAAACAUACUUGGCCCUGGGAUCCCAAACCGGAUAUGGGAGACAAUUGUCAGACAUGCCAGCACCUGUGUGGUAGACGACAACAAGAUGUACGCUUACUACCAAGCUUGGAACAAGGCCAGUAUACUGUUCAAUUCGGUGAUGAAAGUUGCUCAAGCAACACUUGAUGGCCAAACUUACCAGUCACUACACCAAUUGACCCCCUCUCAGAAGAUUUUGGUGCAGAACUUAAGAAGGCAAGCUUACUAUAACAAGAAUCAAUGGGUUCCUGUUGAUGCCCUACCCAGCAUCACUACUCCAAGAGCCCUGACCAAUUUGCCUACGGAGCCGUUAAUUGGCCUGAGCCCGCCUCUUCAUCAUCCAGAUUACACAGUCCUAAACCAAGAUAUACCAGAAGAGGCUCCUGAAUUUAGUUACUCAUUGGCUUCAGCAUCGCACUGCUACAAUGUCACAAAGAACAAACAACUAGAUUGUCUGGGGCCACAGAGUCAUAUCAUCACAAAAACCUUUAAUCCGAACAUGGAAAACAGCCUGGCGAGGCAGGAAUUUUUGUCUGGCAUUAGCGUUGGCGAAAGCAGUCAUCAUCCUGGUUACUCACGAGGCCCCUUUGUGCCGAACAUUCAUUUGUCUCCUGAGUCUCCGAUCCCUGGCAAUUUGAUGUGGACACCGGAGCAUACUUUCGCCGUUGAAUCAGGCGGUGUGGCAGAUCUCGGGAUCUGUCCAUCUGGCAUGGGUUUUGGAGUCUGUAAGACUGAGAUUUCAAGGUCCAGGGCAGCGUGGUGCAAGAUCCGUGCCGUGGUGAAGUGGGGAUCAGUACGUCGUGUUGUGGCUGCAAGGAGAACAGCAAUGUUCAAUUUUCCACAUUAUUAAGCUGUACACAUGGAAAGUCCUAUCCCUGAGAGAAUUUUAGGUGCUCCAGGAGCACGAAACUCUCAUCCACACAAGCCAACCAUCACGUGGCGAAGUAUCAUUAUUUAUACAGAAAACAAAAAAAGAAAUUUAUAAUGCUUGACGCUCGAUGAUUGGCUUUAGUGGAUGAGAAUGUCUUAUUUGCGGAGGACCAUGUUUCUGCAAAGCAUCCAACGACAAGCCGCCCUACAUGCAUCAAUUCAGUAUUAUGCCUAAAAAUCCAAGGACAAGUUCCAAUAGGACGUCUCUUCUUUGUAAAGAUCACGCAAGCUCAUCUUAUGAAGUACCUCAACAUAAGGAUUUUUCUUCAAGAAUUGGAAGCCUUCUUGUCUUUCUUGUUCAAGAAUUGUUCAGCAUUUUGUUUGUCCCAACCCAUUAUAUCUUGAGUCAUUAGUUUAUUGCUCUGAUAUACUUAGCAGACUUUGCUUUGCUUUACACAA
This is a messenger RNA of Syzygium oleosum, 2359 nucleotides long. RefSeq names its product calmodulin-binding protein 60 B-like. Gene Ontology annotation, cellular component: nucleus. Gene Ontology annotation, molecular function: calmodulin binding; DNA-binding transcription factor activity; sequence-specific DNA binding. NCBI's taxonomy places the organism in Eukaryota, Viridiplantae, Streptophyta, Magnoliopsida, Myrtales, Myrtaceae. Gene Ontology annotation, biological process: regulation of salicylic acid biosynthetic process. The record is from RefSeq and is a predicted model, not a curated record. The coding region runs from base 144 to 1880 and encodes 578 amino acids. The transcript has 8 exons.